AUGUUGUCGCAUCAAGAGCUCAGUCUGGCUGCAAUCGCGUUAUUGACCAUUUCUACAAUCGGUCAGGCCACGCCCACUUUCAGGGUGGUGAACGGUACGGACUCCAGUGUAGAACGAUAUCCCUUUGUGGUUUCCCUGCGGAGCUACGAUGGAUCCCAUUCCUGCGGUGGCACAAUUGUGUCGCAGCAGUUUGUGAUGACCGCCGCUCAUUGCACCAAAGGACGUUCUGCAGAGUCGCUAUCGAUUCAGUUUGGAGUGACCCACAUUAAUGUCACCGGUCCGAAUGUGGUGGGCAUAAGGAGAAUCAUCCAGCACAUAGACUUCGAUCCCACACGCCAAAAUGCUAAUGAUAUUGCACUGCUGAUGGUGGAGGAACCCUUCGAGUUUGAUGGAGUCACAGUGGCUCCUGUGGCACUGCCUCCUCUGGCCUUUGCCGUUCCCCAAUCGGAUGUCGGGGCUGAGGGCGUGCUCCUGGGAUGGGGUCUUAAUGAGACCUAUGGAAGUGUCCAGGACACCCUGCAGGAGGUGUCCUUGAAGAUUUACUCCGACGAGGCGUGCACUGCCCUCCAUGGGGGCAAAACUGAUCCCCAAUAUCACAUCUGUGGGGGCGUGGACGAGGGCGGCAAGGGCCAGUGCAGCGGGGAUUCCGGUGGUCCCCUCAUCUACAAUGGCCAGCAGGUGGGCAUUGUUUCCUGGAGCGUUAAACCCUGCACUGUGGCCCCUUAUCCGGGAGUCUACUGUAAGGUUAGCCAGUACGUUGACUGGAUCAAACAAAGUCAAAUCAUAUUUGCUUCUUAG
Messenger RNA from Drosophila rhopaloa, 798 nucleotides. RefSeq names its product trypsin-like. The record is from RefSeq and is a predicted model, not a curated record. The transcript is spliced from 3 exons. Bases 1 to 798 code for a protein of 265 amino acids. Gene Ontology annotation, molecular function: serine-type endopeptidase activity. Gene Ontology annotation, biological process: proteolysis. NCBI's taxonomy places the organism in Eukaryota, Metazoa, Arthropoda, Insecta, Diptera, Drosophilidae.